Molecule: messenger RNA, 684 nt
Organism: Nakaseomyces glabratus
Lineage: Eukaryota; Fungi; Ascomycota; Saccharomycetes; Saccharomycetales; Saccharomycetaceae
Gene: PDX3
Product: pyridoxamine-phosphate oxidase PDX3
Biological process (GO): pyridoxine biosynthetic process
Molecular function (GO): FMN binding; pyridoxamine phosphate oxidase activity
Source: RefSeq, a predicted model, not a curated record
AUGUCUGAGAAGGAGACCACGCAGCAACCAAUUAUAUUUGCACCAGAAACUUAUCAAUAUGAUAAGUACUCGCUGAAUGAGGGUCAACUGAAAGAUGACCCAAUUGAUCAAUUUGUUGAAUGGUUUGAUGACGCUAAGAAUGACCCCAGAGAGACACUACCAGAGGCAAUCACAUUUUCUUCUGCCGAACUUCCCAGUGGAAGAGUCUCAUCUCGUGUGUUAUUGUUCAAAGAAUUGGACCACAGAGGUUUUACCAUCUAUUCUAACUGGAAAACAAGUGGUAAAGCACAUGACAUUGCCACAAAUCCAAACGUUGCUAUUAAUUUCUUUUGGAGAGAUUUGCAAAGGCAAAUCCGUAUUGAAGGUUUCUCAGAGCAUGUUAAUCGCGAGACAUCAGAAAGGUAUUUUCAAACUAGGCCUCGUGGUUCGAAGAUAGGUGCUUGGUCUAGUCCUCAAUCCACUGUAUUGAAAGAUAGAAAUGAGUUGGAACAUAUUGUCCAAGAAAAUGAGAAUAGAUUUAAAGGUGUCGAAGAUGUGCCAUGUCCUGACUACUGGGGUGGUUUGAGAGUAGUCCCUUUGCGUAUUGAGUUUUGGCAAGGAAGGCCAAGCCGUCUACAUGAUAGGUUCGUAUAUGAAAGGAAAACAGAGCAUGACCCAUGGGAACUACAUAGAAUCGCUCCAUGA